Molecule: messenger RNA, 1282 nt
Organism: Dicentrarchus labrax (European seabass)
Lineage: Eukaryota; Metazoa; Chordata; Actinopteri; Moronidae
Exons: 7
Coding region: 113-1033 (306 amino acids)
Source: RefSeq, a predicted model, not a curated record
GUGUUUCAUUGAAUGUACACUAAGUGCUCUAAGGGGACAUUCCUGUCAGCUUUCAUUGAUCUUGUGGGAACUAAUUUUAAAACCAUAAUUGAUUUUUUUUUUGUUAUUGGAAAUGAUUAUUGUAAUUCUGCUGUCGUCAUGCUUUACCAUAAUGGUGUCUGCAGGACCAGUCCUUCCUCCCCUCCUUUCACAAGGAGGAGUCACUCAAGGCACAAACCAGGAACCUGAUGCUCAGACACCGGCCCCACUUUCCCCUAGGGCGGAGCAACCACAGUCUGGGGUGCCCCAGCAGCCAGGUCCCCAGGGUGGACCACAAGUCCUGCCUCCCACACAACACUACACCUGGUCUCCACUAGGAGGAGAUCCAAUGAUCAUGCCUCUGCAGCCGAGCAUUCAUGGAUCUCAGCCAAACCAGCCAACACUCCCACAGCAGCCUUGGAUUUUCCCCCCUUAUACAUACUUUCCUCUUUUGUCAUCGCCCUAUUCAAAUCAACUGUUUUCCCCAUAUGGAUUCCCAAUUUUUCUUGCAUCACCUCUUCCACAAACUCCAGCAAAUCAACCUCCAAACAGACUAGUGUUACCUGCAGAAACACCUUCUGGAGCUGUUCCUUCAGGGAAUACACCUCAGCCAAUUCAGCCAAUUCAGCAACAACAGAAUCCCCAAAUUGUAUACAUGCUCCAGCAACGCAUGAACCCAGCACUUGGCAGUCUUAGCUCAGAGGAACUUGAGAUGGCAGCUAAAAUGGCUCAGCUGGGUGUGUACCUCCCCAAUGUGCUCACAAACCCGUCUGCAGGAGCCGUUCAGCCUGUAAACCAGGCCGCUGGGCUCAAAAACCCUGAACAGCAAGGCAUCGUUCCAACUGUGGGGACCUCGUCAAUAGGAGUCCCACAGACGCAGAGUCCAGCCAGCUCUGGACCACAGCCGAACACUAACAGGGUCCCCUUAGGUUUGGAGAGACCAACACAGGAGGCGGCCACUGUCCAAACACCUGCUGAACCCAAACUGCAAUCCACACAGGGAAACCUUGUCUGAGACUGCAGCCACCAGCAGAGAUUCAUUGUGACUUACUGAGAAAAAACUAAACACAUUAUUCAUGAAAUCCGUAGACUAACAAUGAGUCAACAAAGUUUCAUUAGCUCUUAUCUUAGCAAUUUACUAACUGUGAACAUUAUUUAAUGUAUUACCGUUACUGUUUUUAUCUUUUCAAUAAGGGAUAUCAAAUAAGAAUGAACAACAAAACCAAGUUUGAAUAAACAUGAAUUGUUUCACCUUUUCAAAUAA